AUGACUGAAUUUGUGCUCCUUGGGAUUUCUAACCAAUCUGAACUACAAGCCUUGUUUUUUACUGUUUUCUUGCUUAUCUUCCUCUUCAUCCUGCUUGGAAAUAUGCUCAUCUGUGUUGUUACUGGGUUACAUCACACUCUGCAAACACCUAUGUAUUUCUUCCUUCAGAAUCUGUCAUUCUUAGAUAUCUGCUUUACAUCAGUAACUAUCCCCCAAAUGCUUAUUAACCUUAUGGCAGAGAAGAAAACUAUUUCCUUUGUUGGCUGUGCUAUGCAGAUGUUCUUCUACCUUUUCCUGGGAGCAGCUGUAUGCUACCUUCUGGCAAUUAUGUCAUAUGACCGUUAUCUGGCAAUCUGUCAUCCUUUGCAUUAUAUGAGGCUCAUGACCAGGAAGGCCAGUUUAUUAUUGGUCUCUGGAUGUUGGGCUAUUGGGUUCAUUGUAUCUCUUGGGCAGACGCUGCUGAUAUUUACUCUCCCCUUUUGUAGUUCUGAAAUAAUCAAUCAUUUUUUCUGUGAUGUCCUCCCACUGUUGAGGCUACACUGUACAAGCCCCUACAUAAAAGAUAUAGAGAGAAUUCUAACUAUCUUCCUGGUCUUUGUCACUCCUUUCUUACUCAUCUUGCUUUCCUACAUUCUAAUCAUUGUUGCUUUCUGGAAUGUUACCACAAUGGAAGGGAGGAAAAAGGCUCUGGGCACAUGUUCCUCUCACCUAGUCUCUGUGAUCCUCUUCUAUAGUACUGCUAUGUUCACAUACUUGAGGCCCAGUUCAAAUUACUCACCUAAUUCUGACAAGCAUCAAUCUCUCAUCUACACAGUUUUUAGCCCCAUGUUCAACCCUAUUAUAUAUAGCUUUCGGAAUAAAGAAGUUAAAGGUGCCUUUAUGAGAAUAUGGGAGAAAAAACCUUUUGAGUGA
Heteronotia binoei (common prickly gecko) is the source of this 912-nucleotide messenger RNA. Its product is annotated as olfactory receptor 10A7-like. Gene Ontology annotation, cellular component: membrane. The record is from RefSeq and is a predicted model, not a curated record. Lineage: Eukaryota; Metazoa; Chordata; Lepidosauria; Squamata; Gekkonidae. Gene Ontology annotation, biological process: G protein-coupled receptor signaling pathway. The transcript has 2 exons. Bases 1 to 912 code for a protein of 303 amino acids. Gene Ontology annotation, molecular function: G protein-coupled receptor activity; olfactory receptor activity.